CCACAAAACCCCCCUCAAGACCAAGACCAAGACCAAGCAUCCACAUCAGUAGCCCCCCUGCCCCUCCCCUCCCCCUCCACAGCCACAGACGACACUACCACCCAACUCAACGUCGACGGCCAAGCAGUCAAACUCGACCACCUGGGGCCCCUGGUGGUGAAUAAAGACGGCACCCUGUCGCGCAUUGCGAAUUGGGAGUCCAUGGCGGAGAUUGAGAGGCAGAAUACGCUGAGGAUUUUGGUCAAGAGGAAUCAGGUUAGGUUGGGGGCGUUGAGGGGGGAGCAGGGCGAGGAGAAGUAA
Molecule: messenger RNA, 300 nt
Organism: Bipolaris sorokiniana ND90Pr
Lineage: Eukaryota; Fungi; Ascomycota; Dothideomycetes; Pleosporales; Pleosporaceae
Exons: 1
Source: RefSeq, a predicted model, not a curated record